Molecule: messenger RNA, 987 nt
Organism: Grammomys surdaster
Lineage: Eukaryota; Metazoa; Chordata; Mammalia; Rodentia; Muridae
Product: serine protease 52-like
Exons: 5
Coding region: 31-972 (313 amino acids)
Biological process (GO): proteolysis
Molecular function (GO): serine-type endopeptidase activity
Source: RefSeq, a predicted model, not a curated record
GCUCCCCAUUGCUCAUGUGCAGGCAAGCCGAUGAAACGGUGGAAGGGCAGAAGAACAGGGCUGUUGCUGCCAUUGGCCCUCCUGUUGUUCUGGGCACAUAGCUCACUGGCAUGGAUAUGUGGCCAGGAAAUGCAGGACAGAUCUCAACAACAGAACAAUGUUUCUGCUAUAAUGGGAGGGAAACCUGCAAACAUCUCCAAGUUCCCGUGGCACGUGGGGAUUAUGAAUCAUGGUUAUCAUCUCUGUGGGGGAUCUAUACUCAAUGAGUGGUGGGUUCUAUCUGCAUCCCAUUGCUUCGAACAAAUAAACAAGUCUAACUUGGAGAUCAUUUAUGGCAGAGAUGACCUCAGCACAAAGAACAUGACGUAUCAGAAAGUGGACAAGUUAAUCGUGCACCCAAAGUUUGAUGACUGGCUCCUGGACAAUGACAUAGCUUUGCUCUUGCUCAAAUCCCCAUUAAACUUGAGUAUCAACAAGAUACCUAUCUGCGUUUCAGAACUCUCCGACCUACGGUCAUGGAAGAACUGCUGGGUGACAGGAUGGGGCGUUACUAAUGUUAGUGGAAUAAAAAUCCAACCUGAAAAGCUGCAGAAAGUCCAAGUGGAUCUGUACAGAUGGGACUGGUGUAGCUAUCUUUUGCCUGUAUUAACCAAGAAUAUGCUGUGUGCUGGGACUCAAGAUGCUGGGAAGGAUGCCUGCCAGGGUGACAGUGGAGGAGCUCUAGUUUGCAACAAAAAGAGAAACAUAGCCACUUGGUACCAGGUGGGCAUCGUCAGCUGGGGCAUAGGCUGUGGCAAGAAGAAUCUGCCAGGAGUAUACACCAAGGUGUCACAUUACCUGAAUUGGAUUAUCAAUCAGACUGCAAAGGCAGGAAAACCUUAUAUGUAUGAGCAGAACUCUGCAUGCCCUUUGGUGCUCUCUUGCUGGGCUAUCUUGUUCCUAUAUUUUGUAAUGUUUCUUCUAACCUGGUGAUUAAACAUGAUACUG